Branchiostoma floridae (Florida lancelet) is the source of this 1696-nucleotide messenger RNA. Its product is annotated as alkylglycerol monooxygenase-like. Gene Ontology annotation, biological process: lipid biosynthetic process. Gene Ontology annotation, cellular component: endoplasmic reticulum. Lineage: Eukaryota; Metazoa; Chordata; Leptocardii; Amphioxiformes; Branchiostomatidae. Gene Ontology annotation, molecular function: oxidoreductase activity; iron ion binding. Bases 9 to 1397 code for a protein of 462 amino acids. The record is from RefSeq and is a predicted model, not a curated record. The transcript has 12 exons.
AGGACAAAAUGGCGGACGUCGAGCUAAAAGUCCAGGAGGUUGUCACCGGAAGGGACGGACCGUCGGUCCUGACGGGACUUCGGUGGCUGUUCUACCUCGUCACUCCCGAGGAGACGUCGUUUCGGACCCUGGACGAAGUUCCACGAUACAUAGGACAGGUUACCCCGAUCUUUUUCGGCAUGGUCUUUCUGGAGAUGUUGGUGGCUUUUCUGAAGAAUAGACAAACGAACACCCGUCUGAAUGACUCCAUCAGCUCCAUAUCAGCGGGAAUGAUCAUGACAAUGGGAGACUUAUUCUACAUGGGUGCUUAUAUGAUGGCCUACGUCUGGGUCUACGAGAACUACCGGCUAGUGGAUCUACCCUGGGACUCCCCGGUCACCUGGUGGACUGCCUUCAUACUGGCGGAGUUUUCCUUCUACUGGCUGCAUAGAAUGUCACAUGAAGUGAACAUCUUAUGGGCAGCACACCAGGUCCACCACAGCUCAGAAGAUUACAACCUGACAACGGCACUCAGACAGUCGACCACUCAAAAAGUCGGCACCUUCUUUUUUGCCCAUCUUCCUUUGGCUCUUCUAAUUCCGCCAGCAGCGUUCUCUGUUCACAGGCAGUUAAACCUGUUAUAUCAGUUCUGGAUUCACACUGAGUUGGUGACGUCACUUGGGCCCUUGGAAUAUGUACUGAAUACACCCAGCCACCACAGAGUACACCACGGAAGGAACCCGUACUGCAUAGACAAGAACUAUGGUGGCGUUCUGAUCGUCUUUGACAGGUUGUUCGGUACAUUCGCCAAAGAGGAAGAGAAGGUCGUGUAUGGCCUGACACACCCACUCAACACGUGGGACCCAAUAUGGGUACAGCUGUGUCACUAUGUCCACAUCUGGAAGACAUUCUGGGCGACUCCAGGCUGGACCAACAAACUGUCUGUGCUGUGGAAGGGACCGGGCUGGGCGCUGGGGAAACCUCGGCUGGGGUGUAUUGAAGACAUUCCUAAGGUGAAGUAUCAUGAGCCGAAGUACGACAGUAAGGUGUCCUGGCUGUGGUCCACCUACGUGGCUGUCCAUUUUGUUCUGGCCCUGGUUCUGCAUCAGGAACUAUUCUCUGUUGUUAAGACCCUGACGACGGCUGCCAUGGUGGGGAGGGUUCUGUUUGUGAUGUGGACUCUGGUGUGUGUUGCUGCUAUCAUGGACAGGAAGCCCAGCGCACCGAUCGUUGACUUCACGCGCUGUCUGGCGUUCGUCCUGGUUGAUGUGACGGCCAGACUGUCGGGGUCGCCCGUGGUCCUGCUACCCUCCCCGCUGCUGAACGCCUUGUCAGCCUGGUACUUGAUGUCGGCUGUGAUCUGGGGCAUCAAGUUUCUCAAAUCUGUCUUUACGACUAAAACUCUUAAAUCAGGUUGACAUUGAAUAAACUGUUUUAUUUCCAUAUCACGGUCCUGCAAAAAAAGGAUCGGUAUGCAGAGAUUGUUCUUGAUUUAUAUUUAUUUCUAAGCAGUUUUUAUUCAACAAAAUUAAUAUAGACAUCAAGACACUUGCAUUUUCAGCACAAUAUUUUACAUGCUUGUGUAUAAUUUGGUAAAGUGUCAACAUGAGAUGGGCCUAGGUUUGGUGUGUCUAUUUAUGUGACUUUUUGUUGGUCUAGAAAUGAGGAGAAGUCGUUUGAAAACGAUUCUCUCUCUCUCUCUCUCUCUCUCUCUCUC